Messenger RNA from Apis cerana (Asiatic honeybee), 570 nucleotides. RefSeq lists its product as uncharacterized. Lineage: Eukaryota; Metazoa; Arthropoda; Insecta; Hymenoptera; Apidae. The record is from RefSeq and is a predicted model, not a curated record.
UCACCGUUGGAAGCGGAGUUAGUUGAUAUUCUGCACUUGUCCCGCUCUCGUCGUACCACGCUACCGACGUGAUUUUACGUGACCAAUUCGAAGAGGAAUAACAUGGACUACACACGUAAUUUGGUAAUUUCGAUUUUUCUUGUUCUAUUGUUUAACACUAAUAAAAACGUAUCAGAUGCAUUCAACAUAUAUUUAUUUAUUCAUGAUUUUCUUCAAUAUAACAUAGCAGGAAUACCACUUUUUCACGAGAAAACACAGUGGGAUUUCGAUCCAGAAAUUGGAAAGCAAAGACGAGUUAGAUACGAACAAGAAAAUGGUCAUCAUGGAGAAUUUGCAAUAGCAAAAUUAGGUAUGGGAAUCGGAUACAAAGAAGCAUGGGCAGAACCUGUACAAAAAUUGAUAAAAAACUCCUAAUCUGUAAAAAAUCAAUAAAAAUUAUAUCUUAGUAUAUGUAAAAUUCUUAAAUUGUAAAAAAAAAUAAUUUGUAAAAAAGUAAAUGUAAAAAUGUUUUUAUUAAAUAAAUUAUGUAUUAUAUAUAUGUUAAAUAAUAUUACAUAUAUUUCAUUUUGA